Molecule: messenger RNA, 480 nt
Organism: Macrosiphum euphorbiae (potato aphid)
Lineage: Eukaryota; Metazoa; Arthropoda; Insecta; Hemiptera; Aphididae
Source: the annotation of a GenBank genome assembly
AUGCAGUGGAGAAAUCUUUCAUCUUUAAGUUAUGCUGAUAUUUGUGAUUCAUCAACUCCAAUUAAUGAAAAGAGCACUCAAGAGUUUUGGGCAGGUAUUUUAAAUAUUACAGAAGGAGGGAAAAGUAAAUUUGAGGAAUUGGCUCUAUUUGUAUUGCAAAUACUUUCCCUGCCAUUAUCAAAUGCCAUUGUUGAAAGAGUAUUUAGUGAAAUGAAUUCGGUUAAAUGCAAAUCAAGAAACCGUAUGCAUGUCGAUAUGUUACAAGCAAUACUUAGAAUUAGACUUAACCUUAAUGUAACUCGUCAAGUAUGCUGUAAAAGUUUUAAGACAACAGAAACAAUGUUUCUUAAGUUUAUAUCUGAUAUGUACAACUCACCUACAAUGACGACAUCAGAUAGUGUAGAUUCAGUGACAGUCCUGGAUAAAGUUGUGGACAUUUUUGAAUGUGAAGAUGCCCAAGAAAUCAAUGUAUAUGACUAA